AUGGCGUUGGAUACCUUCUUCCACAACAAGAUUGAGAGCAUGAAGCUCGAGAUCAUCCAGGGCCAGGCCGUACUGCGACGUCUGGAAGCACAGCGAAACGAAUACAACAGCAGGGUGCGGUUACUGAGGGAAGAGCUGGGUCUGCUGCAACAGCCGGGAAGCUAUGUUGGUGAGGUGGUCAAGGUCAUGAGCACGAAGAAGGUCUUGGUGAAGGUGCAUCCAGAGGGCAAAUAUGUGGUGGACGUGGCCGAUAACAUCGAUAUCUCCAAACUCACAGCUGGCAAACGUGUCACCCUCCUCUCCGACUCCUACAAGCUCUCCUCGCUCCUCCCAUCCUCGGUCGAUCCCCUCGUCUCCCUGAUGAUGGUGGAAAAGGUUCCCGACAGCACAUACGACAUGAUUGGUGGUCUCGACGAGCAGAUCAAGCAGAUCAAGGAAGUCAUCGAGCUGGGCCUGAAACACCCCGAACUUUUCGAAUCUCUCGGUAUCGCACAACCCAAGGGUGUCUUGCUUUACGGACCUCCAGGAACUGGCAAGACACUUCUAGCAAGAGCUGUGGCGCAUCACACGGACUGCAAGUUUAUUCGCGUUUCUGGAUCGGAGUUGGUGCAGAAGUACAUUGGUGAGGGUUCGCGCAUGGUCAGAGAGCUGUUCGUCAUGGCACGAGAGCACGCGCCUUCAAUCAUCUUCAUGGACGAGAUUGAUUCGAUCGGAUCUUCGCGUGUGGAGGGAUCUUCAGGUGGUGACUCUGAGGUUCAGCGAACUAUGCUGGAGUUGCUGAACCAGCUGGACGGCUUCGAGCCCACCAAGAACAUCAAGGUCAUCAUGGCCACCAACCGUCUCGACAUCCUCGACCCUGCGCUUCUUCGACCCGGACGUAUCGACCGCAAGAUCGAAUUCCCGCCGCCAACCACCGAAGCACGAGCCGACAUUCUUCGCAUCCAUUCCCGAAGCAUGAACCUGACGAGAGGCAUCAACUUGACCAAGAUCGCCGAGAAGAUGAACGGCUGCUCAGGUGCUGAGCUGAAGGGUGUGUGCACGGAGGCUGGUAUGUACGCGUUGAGAGAGAGGAGAGUACACGUUACGCAGGAAGACUUUGAUCUGGCCACAGCGAAGGUGCUGAACAAGCACGACGAUAAGGAGAUGAGUUUGAGCAAGCUGUGGAAGUAG
Zasmidium cellare ATCC 36951 is the source of this 1170-nucleotide messenger RNA. RefSeq lists its product as uncharacterized. Gene Ontology annotation, cellular component: proteasome regulatory particle, base subcomplex. The record is from RefSeq and is a predicted model, not a curated record. NCBI's taxonomy places the organism in Eukaryota, Fungi, Ascomycota, Dothideomycetes, Mycosphaerellales, Mycosphaerellaceae. Gene Ontology annotation, biological process: proteasome-mediated ubiquitin-dependent protein catabolic process. Gene Ontology annotation, molecular function: proteasome-activating activity; ATP hydrolysis activity; ATP binding. The transcript is spliced from 2 exons. The coding region runs from base 1 to 1170 and encodes 389 amino acids.